This is a messenger RNA of Rubroshorea leprosula, 645 nucleotides long. The record is from the annotation of a GenBank genome assembly. Lineage: Eukaryota; Viridiplantae; Streptophyta; Magnoliopsida; Malvales; Dipterocarpaceae.
AAAAAAAGAGAAAAAAAAAGAAAAGAAAAAAAAAGAGAGAGGAUAUUUAAGCAUGGAACACAAGUUCUUGUAUUGCUCAUACUAUAUAUAAACUAUGGCCAAUUUUUAGCCACUGAUGAUGCAGUGAUGAUGAAGUGCAAAAGCAUAUGUUUUUGCUUCCGGGCGAGAGCAGACAAGCACGAAGAGGAAUCGGAGAGUUCUUCUCAUAAAAGAUCUAAUCGGAGUGGCAGAAACAGGGCAGUUUCAGGGGCUGCUACUGAGCCAGGUCAGGAUCAUGGUGGAUCUAACACGACCAGCAGCUUUGAUGCUGGGGGCGCUGCCAUGGCUGCUGCAGUGGUGACUGCUACUGCGGUUAGUGUUUCUGCUAUGGAAGGGAGUGGUUGCGGCAGUUCUCAUGGCGGCGGUGGCGGUGGGGAUGGUUGCUGAUCUGUAUAUGCUGCAGUUCAAAGUUUGUUGGCAGUAUUUAAUUUCCCCUUGUUCUGCUUGUUUUUUCAUUAUCCGUCUCAUUUUUCUUGUAUCAAGAGUGAGAAUCAUGUGUAUUUGAAUUUGGAUUUGAGUUCUUUUUUUUCCCCUUUUGUUGUAUUUGGGAAAGACAAGGACAAUUGUACUUCAAGUUUAAUAUUGGCGAGUGAAAAAUUUUUCCAU